AUGGGCGAAACCAUUCGAAAGGCGGGACUUCGCGCCGUCAAGCAGUGCCGCGCGAUGACUUGGGCCGACGCCGAGCGUUUUAUUUCGUCGCGCCUCCUUGUUAACGGCUUCCGCGUGUGCCACGUCAGCUGCACGCACUGGUCGUACGAGGAGUCCCGCGUCGAGUCGACGGUGGCGGUGGUCGUGACCCCCACCAUCGAUGCGUUUACUUCACCUGGCUGCAUCCUGCUGGUGUAUGCAGACAGCCGCGUGCGGGAACGUCAUGGCUUGUACGAGUUCGCUAUGACUGAGAGGACGGAGAUGUAUGGCCCCGCUUCCAACGACGUCGGCCUCGUGGUGCACCCACUUGCAGACGGAGAUGCCGUCGUCGCGUAG
Molecule: messenger RNA, 375 nt
Organism: Aphanomyces astaci
Lineage: Eukaryota; Oomycota; Saprolegniomycetes; Saprolegniales; Verrucalvaceae
Exons: 3
Coding region: 1-375 (124 amino acids)
Source: RefSeq, a predicted model, not a curated record